AACUUUGCUUUCUGAAGGGGGCACAGCAGGUGUGAGUCCUGGUGACUGCCAUUACCUGUUCCUUAGAGAUGGCUCUGCAGACCCCCAGCUUCCUCCUCCCAGCAGCUGUGGUUGUGCUGAUGGUGCUGAGCAGCCCAGGGGCUGAGGGCAGAGACUCCCCAAGGGAUUUCGUGUACCAGUUCGAGGGCCAGUGCUACUUCACCAACGGGACGCAGCGCAUACGGUAUGUGACCAGACACAUCUACAACCGGGAGGAGUACGUGCGCUACGACAGCGACGUGGGCGAGUACCGCGCGGUGACUGAGCUGGGGCGGCCGGACGCCGAGUACUGGAAUAAGCAGUACCUGGAGCGGACGCGGGCCGAGCUGGACACGGUCUGCAGACACAACUAUGAGGGGCCGGAGGCCUGCACCUCCCUGCGGCGUCUUGAGCGGCCCAAUGUGGCCAUCUCCCCGUCCAGGACAGAGGCCCUCAACCACCACAACCUGCUGGUCUGCUCAGUGACAGAUUUCUACCCAGCCCAGAUCAAAGUGCGCUGGUUCCGGAAUGGCCAGGAGGAGACGAAGGGGGUCGUGUCCACACAGCUUAUUAAGAACGGGGACUGGACCUUCCAGGUCCUGGUCAUGCUGGAGAUGACGCCUCAGCGGGGAGAUGUGUACACCUGCCAUGUUGACCACCCCAGCCUUGAGAGCCCUGUCACAGUGGAGUGGCGGGCACAGUCCGAGUCUGCCCAGAGCAAGAUGCUGAGCGGCAUUGGGGGCUUUGUGCUGGGGGUGAUCUUCCUCGGGCUUGGCCUUUUCAUCCGUCACAAGAGUCAGAAAGGACCUCGGGGGCCUCCUCCAGCAGGGCUCCUACAGUGACACCCGAGAGUGUUUUGAUUGUGUUUGAAGAGACAUGGGAAACCUGCCCCCAUCUCUCGGCAUCAAAUCCUGCAAUUCUUCUGUCCCUACAGAGCCUGAGCAGUUAGCAACCCCUCCCCCUACCUCUCUGGGCAGAUGCUGGCCUUGGGAACAGACAAAAGGCAGCCUUCUCCAACCUCAGCAUCACAUCAGAACUCAUGCUCCCUCCCCUUUAGCAACCAGCGUUUCUCCAAUGCAGAUGGCUCCUGCCCUUGAGGCAGGAGCCAAUAUCCUUAGUGAUAAAAGCCCAUUCUCAGACUAUGGGAAAGAGGCAAUUAAGUAUUAAGUGUGCUCAGACAGCAGUGAUCACUUGUGAAAUACCCUAACUUUUGAUAACGGAAUGAGUUACUUCUUCCCAGGUCAGGAAGGUAGGUCCCGU
This is a messenger RNA of Rattus rattus (black rat), 1278 nucleotides long. RefSeq names its product rano class II histocompatibility antigen, B-1 beta chain. NCBI's taxonomy places the organism in Eukaryota, Metazoa, Chordata, Mammalia, Rodentia, Muridae. Gene Ontology annotation, molecular function: MHC class II protein complex binding. Gene Ontology annotation, cellular component: membrane; MHC class II protein complex. Bases 69 to 860 code for a protein of 263 amino acids. The record is from RefSeq and is a predicted model, not a curated record. The transcript has 6 exons. Gene Ontology annotation, biological process: peptide antigen assembly with MHC class II protein complex; positive regulation of T cell activation; antigen processing and presentation of exogenous peptide antigen via MHC class II.